GCAAUCUUCGUCAAAUAUUUUUGCGCGAACUCUGUGGCGUAGAGAAACUUCUGUGCUUUGCCUAGUUUCGUGACUUGAUAAGCUUCUGCCUAGACUUAACAAUUUAACUUGAACAGUUGGAAAAAGCCAGGUCCACAACAGAGAUGGAUGAAUACGACGAGAUGUACGGGAUUGAGGACGAAUUCGAGCAGCAGUUUGCCGACGAGUUGGAGAUGCUGGCUGAGUGGGAAGUUGAACCCCCCACCGUGCCAAAAGUCUCUGAGUUUCGUGACAAUAAGCCCCUGCAGUCCUUUGAGGAGGCCAUCGCCGCCGGAGACGCAGCGCUACCAAGGAGAUCUGUUGCCAGGCAACAGGAGGAGACGGCUGAUGUCUCCAACAGCCCAUUGCCAGGGAUGGAAGGGGAGCCCCUGACCCCUCUGCCCAAGAGAAGGAAGUAUGAUGUGGCAAAGAAACUCCAUUUUAAUUCGGCGCAUGUUGAUGACAUCACUCCCCCAUCUUCUCCCGAGGCUUAUGAGAGCGAUAGGCUUCCGCCCUCCCUGAGGCUCUCCCCUGAUAGGCUCCCUCCUGAUAGGCUCCCUGUCGCCACGGCGCCCAGCGCGUUGGACAUCAGCGGUAUGGGAGCGCUACAGGAGACGCCGAGGCGGGUUGCCGUGGAGAAGAGGCGUGUCCUCCGGCGUCCCCCGGCAACAGGAGAGUUCGUCACCGUCACAGAUUCUUCCGGAAAUAGAGUUUACCUGCGACAGAAAGAGGAAGUGGUAACUGUUGUCAAGGCAGUCCGGAACUCCCAGAGUUCCCUGGGUCUUCUGACUGUUCCAAUAGAAGUCCUGAUGGAACAGGUGGCAGAGAAGCGUCAUAGGAAGGUGGUGGAGGAAUCACUGAGGCUAACUGAGCUCCUGAGCAGUAAUGCUCAUCAGGAUCUGCUUGAUGAAGAUGAAGAUGAUAAUGAUGAUGAUGAUGAUGGUGGUGGUUCCUCCUCUCGGCUCUGGGUUGACCACUUCUCCCCUCGACAUUACACCGACCUGCUGAGUGAUGACUUCACCAACCGGUGCUUGCUAAAGUGGUUGAAGCUUUGGGACACAGUGGUUUUCGGGCGUGAAAGGAAGCCACGCCCCCUUGUGCAGGAUGCCAAAAACGCCAACCAAUCACAGAGCAACUUCAAGAACGCCAACCAAUCACAGAGCAACUUCAAGACCAAGAGCCAAAUUACAGAGGAGAUACUGGAGGCGGAGCUAGACCAGUACAAACGGCCCAAAUACAAGGUGGCGCUGUUGUCUGGACCUCCAGGGCUGGGGAAGACCACACUGGCCCACAUCAUUGCAAAGCAGGCUGGGUACAACGUGGUGGAAGUCAAUGCCAGUGACGACCGGAGUGCGGAGCUUUUCCAGAAGCGCAUCGACACGGCAACCCAGAUGAAGUCAGUCCUGGGAGCCAAUGAGAGGCCCAACUGUCUCGUGAUUGACGAGAUUGAUGGCGCCCCCUCGGCAGCCAUCAGUGUGCUUCUAGCGACCCUGCACAGGAAGGACAGUCGUGAGGAGGGAGAGGCGGGAACGAACGCACUGAAGAAGAAGAAGAAGAAAGAGAACGUCCUCCUCCGGCCAAUCAUCUGUAUCUGCAAUGACCUUUAUGUCCCAGCAUUGCGUCCACUGCGGCAGCAAGCUUUCCUAUUGGCCUUCCCUGCGACCCAACCGUCCCGCCUUACACAGAGACUAGCUGAGAUUUCUCGGUAUCAGGGCAUGAAAGCAGACACUGGCACCUUGAUGGCACUUUGUGAGAAAACUGACAAUGACAUCAGAGCCUGCAUCAACACCCUACAGUUCCUGCACCUCCGUGGCCAGAAGCAUCUGGACCAGAGGGCGGUGACCAGUGUGUGUGUCGGACAGAAGGACCAGAACAAGGGACUCUUCUACGCCUGGCAGGAGAUCUUCCAGCUGCCGCGCACCAAGAGGAAGCGGAUUGGUGCAGAUGCUUCUGGGGCCGGGGAGGAGGCGUGGCUUAACGAAGGAGCGCAGAGACUUCAGCACAUCCUGCACAUCGUGUCGUCUACUGGAGAGAACGAGAAACUCACACAGGGUCUGUAUGAUAACUUCCUGAACAUGAAGCUGAAGGACCCCAGCCUGCGGGGUGUGUGUGAGGGGCUGGAGUGGCUGUGCUACGUGGACGCGCUGGGCGACUGCAUGAUACACACCCAGAACUACUCUCUCCUCCGAUACACACCCUGCCUGCCUGCAGCCUUCCACCUGCUCUACGCACACACACACACACCCCGCAUCAUCUACCCGUCCAGCCACUACGAGGCCCUGACUCGUACUCAGCACAUGCGUAAUGCGGUGGUUGCCAUGUUGGCGGAGAUUCCCCCGGCGGUGAGGAGUCGGCUCGCCAUAACCUCUCUCUGCCUGGACAUGCUGAGCCUGCUGCUGGACCUCAUCUCACCCAAACUACGCCCAGUGAAUCCUCAGUUGUACAGCUCUCGUGAGAAGCAGCAGCUGUGUGAUCUGAUCGACACCAUGAUCAACUACAACCUGAGUUACAGACAGGAUCGCAAUCAAGAAGGACAAUACACAUACAUACUAGAGCCCAACGUGGAGGACGUGGUGCGGUUCCCAGGCCUUCCUCCGCGGCGGCAGCUGACCUAUCAGGUGAAGCAGCUCAUCGCCAGGGAAACGGAGCUGGAGCGAAUGAGAAGAGCUGACAGAGCGCAGCAGAGAAGAAACACACACAAGGUACACACACAAGUGAAGAAAGACGCACAGGAAGUGAAGAAAGACGCACAGGAAGUGAAGAGUCUCUCCACCAAGAACCAUCAGCAGCGGCUAGAGCACAUUGUCAAGCAGACUGUGGUGGAGAUCAGGCCGGAAGUGGACUUCUUCGGCCGUGUCAUGGUACCAAAACAGAAGCCAGCCACCACUUCAACAACAGCGGAGGGCACUAAAGUGGUUAUGCAAAUUGGCCGGGCGGUGGGGAACAGCGACGUGUGGUUCCGCUUCAAUGAGGGCGUGUCCAACGCUGUGAGGCGCAAUGUGUACAUCCGAGAGUUACUCUGAGUGUGUGUGUGUGUGUGUGUGUGUGUGUGUGUGUGUGUGUGUGUGUGUGUG
Messenger RNA from Clupea harengus (Atlantic herring), 3092 nucleotides. RefSeq names its product CTF18, chromosome transmission fidelity factor 18 homolog (S. cerevisiae). The transcript is spliced from 22 exons. Bases 144 to 3041 code for a protein of 965 amino acids. The record is from RefSeq and is a predicted model, not a curated record. Lineage: Eukaryota; Metazoa; Chordata; Actinopteri; Clupeiformes; Clupeidae. Gene Ontology annotation, molecular function: ATP binding; ATP hydrolysis activity.